AAGAAUAAACAUAAAAUGCAUCAAAAAGGUAGCUGGGUGCCAUCUAAUUUCUUUUCACACCCACCACCAACCCAAGUAUCUUCUAUAAUAUCCUUGAAUGGUUAUAAAUAAAUAACAAUAAGCCUAAUGAAAAUACAUAUGUUGUACCCUGUGAAGAAAACGUAAGAGUGAUAUAUAGCUUUCAGAUUAUAGGUCAUAUAAAAAAAUGGAAGCAGGAAGCGCUGGUUUCAUACAAGAAGCUUUGAGGGGUAUUCUGAAGUGUUUAGGGUUGGAGGGUGGUGGAGGAAAAGCUGUUACUGGCGGUGAAGAGGUUGUGAACAACCCUCCACCGUCACCAUCACUUGAUCCGACGCCUUACGAACCCCUACCGGCCGCUGCAGCAGAUGAUACAACGACCAUCGUUGAUGUUCUUUCUUCAACUGUUGACAAUACUACAAUGACAAUAAUGGACAUUAACAAUCUUCGAGCUCAAAGUAAUUUUACUCUGGUUACUAUAGACGAGAUAACCGACACGGGUGGUGGCACAACUGAGGAAGCCCAUUAUGUUGAGCUACUCAACAGUGGUCAACCUAAUAUAAACCUUCUUGCUACUAGUCUAAUUAGUAGCGGGGGUGGUGGUGAAACACAUUAAGAAAUCAUCUAAACGGUAAUGAAGGCGUAGAUAAUCAUGUAUGCAUGAUUCUCGUGGUGAUGUAAUCAGUUAUUUCUAUGUAUGUAUGGAGGUCAAUUGAACUUGGUGUUAGACAAUCCGGUUGGUACUUUAAUCAGCUAUUGCUAUUUUUACGUAUUA
Messenger RNA from Helianthus annuus (common sunflower), 790 nucleotides. RefSeq lists its product as uncharacterized. The record is from RefSeq and is a predicted model, not a curated record. The transcript has 2 exons. Bases 206 to 631 code for a protein of 141 amino acids. NCBI's taxonomy places the organism in Eukaryota, Viridiplantae, Streptophyta, Magnoliopsida, Asterales, Asteraceae.